ACAUCUUCUCUCUUCUAAAUUCCUUUAUAUAUAUAAAUAUAAAUACGAGAUGAUGACUAGAAAUCUAUCUUACAUUUGAAUUUCUUCAUGAUGAAGAGACCAACAACAAUGGCGGCAGCCUUCUCCCCCAAUGUUCGAUCCAUCAGCUUGCCGGCCAGAUCUCAUCCGAGCACAGUGAGAGUGGAGGAAGAGCUAAACAAGCUUAAAUCAUGGGAAUCGUCGAGUUCUUCAUCAUCAAAGGCAGAAACAAUAUGCCUCGGUCUAUCGCUUCUGAGCGAAUUGUAUAAACGAAUACAAGAUCUUCUGAAUCUGCCAUUGACCCAACAAGCUCUUUCCCAAGAUCAUCACCAGAAAUGGGUCAACGAGUUGUUGGAAGGAUCAUUGAGAUACUUGGAUGCAUGCGGGAACACCAGGGACUCUGUUCUCUCAAUGCAAGAAACCGUUCGAGAGCUCCAAUCUGCUCUUCGCCGGAGAAAAGUUGGAGAAUUGGGCAAUGAAAGCGUUGUCUCUGCCUACUUUUGCUCGAGAAGAAAGAUGAAAAAGGAGACUGCAAAGUCUCUGGCAUCACUGAAGCCGCCAUUGAUGGAUGGCUUGGAUUGCUUAGAGAAGAAAGAUGAUCAUCUCUUGGCGGUGGUCAGAGUGCUUAGAGAAACAAGCCUGAUUACCAUUUCAAUCUUCCAUUCGCUCUUGUUGUUCCUUUCUGCACAAGUGUUGAAACCAAAGCCAAGCAGAUGGUCGUUGGUUUCCAAAUUGGUGCAGAAAAGUGUGCAGAAUGUGAAUGAAUUGGAAGGCGUCGACAUGGCUCUUGGCAGCCUGUUGAUGCAGAGUUCUUGCAGAGAAAUGGAGGGGCAAAAGAUGCAAUCUGCGCAGAUUGGGCUGGAUGCUUUGGAUGUUAGCAUGGAAGGCAUUGUGAAAGGGUUGGAGUGCUUGUUUAGGCACUUGAUCCAAACCAGAGUUUUCCUUCUAAAUAUAAUGUCUCACUAGGGGAUCUCCAACACCAAUUUGUUGAAGGAUCUGCAUAUUUAUUUUUCUACUUUAAAAUUUGUAUAGAUAUACUUCACUCACACUGCUAUGUAAUUUGAUUUUCAAUAUUGAUAUUUGUUCAAUUCAA
Corylus avellana is the source of this 1111-nucleotide messenger RNA. RefSeq lists its product as uncharacterized. The record is from RefSeq and is a predicted model, not a curated record. Lineage: Eukaryota; Viridiplantae; Streptophyta; Magnoliopsida; Fagales; Betulaceae. Gene Ontology annotation, biological process: shoot system development; root development.